AUAGCGAUAGGCGAUUUUUUUUCCUUUAAUGCAGCCAUUGGACUGCUCUAAUAAUUUACUUACGUAUUUUCAGAAUAUGUAAAAGAAACUUCUCUAUUUUCAGAAUAUGUCCCAGUGAAAUUAUCUCAACGUAAAUCCAAACUUGGAAUAGGAAUUCCCAUCUUCUUCGGUUGAACCAUGGAUAUCCUCUCGAACCCAGUUCUCUUCUUGGCUUUGGCUUUGGCUUUGGCUUUAACCCUUUUCACAAUCCAAAUUCUAAGGAAGUACCAGGCAAAGAAGAAGUAUCCACCAGUUGCCGGAACUAUAUUUAAUCAGUUGCUCAACUUCAAAAGAUUGCAUCAUUAUAUGACUGAUCUAGCAGCCAAAUACACAACAUACAGACUCCUUAGCCCCUUUAGGCAUGAGAUCUACACUUCGGAUCCUGUCAAUGUAGAAUAUAUUCUCAAAACAAAUUUUGAGAACUAUGGCAAGGGUUCGUACAACCACAACAUUCUUAAGGAUCUUCUUGGUGAUGGAAUUUUCGCUGUAGACGGCGAAAAGUGGCGCCAACAGAGAAAAAUUUCAAGCUACGAGUUCUCAACAAAAGUUUUGAGGGAUUUCAGCAGUCUUAUCUUUGGGAAAAAUGCAGCAAAACUUGCCAAGAUUUUGUCUGAAGUUGCAGCAACCAACCAGACAAUUGAUAUUCAAGAUAUGUCUAUGAAAGCAAUCCUUGAUUCAAUGUUCCAAGUUGCAUUUGGAGUUGAAUUGGACAGCAUGUGUUCCAUGAAGAAAAAAAUCAAAAUCAUUAAUGAUUUUGUGUUCAAGAUAAUCCGCAAAAAAAUCGCGCUGAUGGAGAGCUCCAAGGACAAGUCUCUUGUAAGUGGAACUAGCUAA
Molecule: messenger RNA, 873 nt
Organism: Humulus lupulus (European hop)
Lineage: Eukaryota; Viridiplantae; Streptophyta; Magnoliopsida; Rosales; Cannabaceae
Product: cytochrome P450 704C1-like
Exons: 3
Coding region: 178-873 (231 amino acids)
Molecular function (GO): iron ion binding; heme binding; monooxygenase activity
Source: RefSeq, a predicted model, not a curated record